AUGAUUUUUUUUUCUGGUGAUGUCAAGUUUGUUGCAGAACAUUGCAACCGGUUUUUUCCAACCAUAAUUUUAAUUAGUUGUCUCAUAGCUGCUGUCAGCGCUGGCAGUGUCCAACUGCAGACCUCUGCACCAGCUGUAGGCCCUUCUCCGCAGAUCCAAAUCACCGCUACACCUACCAUUCAAUAUUCUACUCAGCUCCCUCAUCAAGGAGCUGUGAUUAUUCAACAAGCACCAUCGUUACUGCAAAAUGCCGCUCUAAUUCUUUCACAAGCUGCUCCAAUUUUACAAGCACCACAUUUGAUCCAUCAAGCACCACAAUUGGUUCAGCAAGCAGCGCCAUACAUUCAACAAGCUGCGCCAUACAUCCAACAACCUGCGCCAUACAUCCAGCAAGCUGCACCAAUAUUUCAUCAGGCAGCGCCAGUUCUUCAACAACACAAUCCAUUUCUGCAAUAUGCAGUACGAAUAGCUGUUCCAACGGCUCAGUAUGCUCAAAACCCCGCACCUCCACAGCCUGCAAUUCAAUAUGCACCGCAGGAAGUGCAAAUAUCUGAAAAACAAAAUCAACAAGAAUCGCCUGUACCUCUUCUUCAAUAUUCUACUACACCACAAGCGCCAACUCCAUUUCAAAUAUCUCGUAAUUCUAUACAGAUUGUAGCUAAAGGAGUUCCACAAUUUACACCUUCAUUUCAAUAUGCCGAACAAGACAAUGCUGCCCCUGCUGAAUAUUCAGAUAAUGUUGACCAAUACAAUGAAGUUCCUCAAGAAACGUUAGCACCUAUAGUUGCAGCUCCAGAAGCUCCAGCUCCUGUAAACUAUGCCCCAGUUGUUAAAGCAGCUAAAGUGACUAAGGUUAAAAAACCCGAUCAUUUCGACCACAAUCCUGAGUAUAGCUAUGGAUAUGACAUUGAGGACGGACAAACAGGAGAUAGUAAGAGACAGAGUGAGCAAAGGCAAGGAGAUGUGGUUCAAGGUAGUUAUUCUGUAGUGGAUCCAGAUGGUCACAGAAGAACAGUAGACUACACUGCGGAUCCAAUUCAUGGGUUUAGCGCAGUUGUUCGAAGGGAACCGGUUAAUAUUAAAAAUUCGAGACCUGUGAGACGAAAAACAAUUAGAGACCUGCCGACCUGGUGGUCACCUCUACCUUGUAAGGAUGCCAUGAAUACUGAAAAUCGGGAAGUAUUACAGACUAUUACAACAUGCGAUAACGUAGUAAUCAAAAAAAGGGAAAGAAGUAACGAAAUGGGUUCAUUAAGCAGAGAAGAACGUAGGAGAAGGCGAAGAGCCACCCAAAAAUAUCGAACUGCUCACGCCACAAGAGAGCGAAUUAGGGUAGAAGCAUUUAACGUUGCUUUUGCAGAAUUAAGAAAACUGUUACCUACAUUACCUCCAGAUAAAAAAUUGUCAAAAAUAGAAAUUUUAAGACUCGCAAUUUGUUAUAUAGCAUAUCUUAAUCACGUCCUGGAUGUAUAA
Messenger RNA from Diabrotica balteata, 1473 nucleotides. The record is from the annotation of a GenBank genome assembly. Lineage: Eukaryota; Metazoa; Arthropoda; Insecta; Coleoptera; Chrysomelidae.